GCUCCGGGGCUGCUCUGCCUGGAGAGCUCUCCGGGAGACAAACUCCAAACUCCAAACUUUCAGCCCGAAGCAGAGAGAGGAAGGCCCUGGGCUGGAAGAGGGAGAAUUCACCUCGGUGGAAAAGUAAACAAGAGAGAUUCCAGCCUGGCAGGGGAAAGGCAUCUGCAGCUACGGGAGAGGGGAGACUGAACUUUGCGCUACAAGAAGGAAGGGCUCCGUGCUCAGGGAAAAAGGAAAUUUAACCGAAGGAGAUCGUUCAUUCAGUCGAAGCCCGGUGGAGAAAAACUCCCCGCCCUCGCCCUCCCUGCCUGCAGAAAGAUUCCCACUCCCUUCACCCCAGAGGAAUCGCCCCGGCACCAUGAACAUCUUCCGCAUCCUGGGGGAUGUCUCCCACUUGCUGGCCAUCAUUAUUCUUCUGCUGAAGAUCGUGAAGUCCAAGUCCUGUGCUGGAAUCUCUGGGAAGAGUCAGAUACUUUUUGCCCUCGUCUUCACAACCCGCUACCUGGACCUGUUCACGAAUUUCAUCUCUGUCUAUAACACUGUGAUGAAGGUCAUUUUUUUGAUUUGUGCCUACGUCACCGUGUACAUGAUCUACGUGAAAUUCCGCAAAACGUUUGACAGUGAGAACGACUCCUUUCGCCUCGAGUUCCUGCUGGUCCCCGUCACCGGCCUGUCAUUUCUGGAGAACCACAGCUUCACCCCCUUAGAGAUACUCUGGACCUUCUCCAUCUACCUGGAGUCCGUGGCUAUCCUUCCUCAGCUCUUCAUGAUCAGCAAGACAGGGGAAGCAGAGACCAUCACAACACACUACCUUUUCUUCCUGGGCCUCUACCGUGCUCUCUACAUUGCCAACUGGGUCUGGCGCUACCACACCGAGAAUUUCUAUGACCAGAUCGCUGUAGUUUCCGGGGUGGUACAAACCAUCUUCUACUGUGACUUCUUCUACCUCUACGUCACCAAAGUCCUAAAAGGAAAGAAGCUAAGUCUUCCCAUGCCUGUUUGAAGACACCCCACAGGCAGCGCAAGAAAUACCAAAGAUGAAGUUGUUUAAGAACACAGCUUUCCUUCCCUGGCCCUUUUUGACUAACGGAUGGCUCAGCUGAGUUCCAACCCAGUGCCAGGAAGACAAGGCUUGGAAAACUGAAAUGCUUUCAAUCCAUCAAACUCUUCCCCUCCAUUUUUUAAAUUUCUUCUCACUUGAAUUUGGUGCUAGUGCUGGCCAAUACUGAAGUAGUGCAAUUUCUUCUCUCCCAGGUCUUCCCAGCAUCUACAUCCAAAACACACCUCCACCCUGACCCUGAGGCAGCACAAGGGAAAAUGUCACUCCCUUUAGUCCUUCAGCAAGUGCCCACGGUAAAGGGAACAUGUGCUAAUAAAGUCUGUUAACUUAACUGACCCAUUUCACAGGUGGCCACGUCUGACACAGCAGAUGCCACAAACUGUUACUUUAACUCUGUAUGAACUAACACCCUCUUGAAAAUUAAUUCUGCCCGACCCUUUCUCUAUUCGGACCCUGUAACAUCCAAGAAAAACACACUGCCCUUUAAAUAACAUCAAUCUUCUAAUUUUGCAAGUAUUCAAAUAUCCUCCCCGCUCACUUAUUUUCAGUUUCCUUGUGUUCUACAAACAGGGACGAUUUCAAUUAAAAUUCAGUGGAUUGCCAAGAAGUAUUUCCAUCUCCUUGAAUUUGACUUUUAAGAACUGGGAAGAACAGGGGCAAAGACAGCUUUAUAUUCCAAAAAUAAAGACAAAGUUCACAAUUUAUUGA
This is a messenger RNA of Sturnus vulgaris (Common starling), 1768 nucleotides long. RefSeq names its product KDEL endoplasmic reticulum protein retention receptor 3 (gene KDELR3). Gene Ontology annotation, biological process: protein retention in ER lumen. The record is from RefSeq and is a predicted model, not a curated record. Lineage: Eukaryota; Metazoa; Chordata; Aves; Passeriformes; Sturnidae. Gene Ontology annotation, molecular function: ER lumen protein retrieval receptor activity. Gene Ontology annotation, cellular component: membrane.